AUGAUGUGGAGAGUACAGGGAGGUUGUAUGGCAGAUGAUUUUUUAACAGCCAGACGUUUUUUUCAACAAAACAGACAAAAAAUGCUCUAUAACGAUCCGUAUCAAUUGCUGAACGCGGCGAGCAGUCGCCUUGUAGCUCAAGGGUCGGGUCAGAUUCAAUUGUGGCAAUUUCUGCUGGAGCUUUUAGCUGAUUCGUCAAACGCUGCUUGCAUUGCCUGGGAGGGAACCAAUGGAGAAUUUAAACUAACCGAUCCGGACGAAGUUGCAAGGCGUUGGGGGGAAAGAAAAUCAAAACCGAAUAUGAACUAUGAUAAACUUAGCAGAGCAUUGAGGUAUUAUUACGAUAAAAAUAUAAUGACGAAAGUACACGGAAAAAGAUACGCUUAUAAAUUUGAUUUUCACGGAUUGAUGUUAGCAUGUCAGGCACAAGCACAGGGAACGAGUGGGGAUCCAACCAUGACCUAUGCUAAAUAUCACACACAUCAAACAGAACUUGGAACGGCUUUAUAUCCUACCGGACCUAAAAUACCCCCUAUACCUUCCAUACCACACACGGUAAUGACAAGUGGUAAUUCUCUUUUUCCUGGUCCAUCUUCAUAUUGGACGGCAACAUCUGCAUCCGUAUCAUCAUCACUAUCUUUUUACACGGGUUCAUCAUCACAUUCCGGUGGUCCUAGAUAUCCCGGUUAUCAUUCGGAAGCACCACAUUAA
This is a messenger RNA of Pediculus humanus corporis (human body louse), 711 nucleotides long. Its product is annotated as DNA-binding protein D-ETS-6, putative. Bases 1 to 711 code for a protein of 236 amino acids. NCBI's taxonomy places the organism in Eukaryota, Metazoa, Arthropoda, Insecta, Psocodea, Pediculidae. Gene Ontology annotation, cellular component: nucleus. The transcript has 4 exons. The record is from RefSeq and is a predicted model, not a curated record. Gene Ontology annotation, molecular function: sequence-specific DNA binding; DNA-binding transcription factor activity, RNA polymerase II-specific. Gene Ontology annotation, biological process: regulation of transcription by RNA polymerase II; cell differentiation.